GGGAUUCCAGGGUUCACUCCUGAGCUUGGCUGCAAGUCCUAGAGGGUGUUGGGCGCUUGUUAGCACCAAGGAUGGGAGACAGGACCGUGUGGCUGGCUCCUGUUCUGCUCCUUCUCUUCCUCCCGGGCUCAUUUGCCAUCAUGGGUCCAAAAGUAAUGAGAGGCCCAGAGCGGGGCUCGUUGACCGUGCGGUGUCGCUACGGCCCAGGAUGGAAGACCCACAGGAAGUGGUGGUGUCGAGGAGCUGAUUGGACUAGCUGCAAGAUCCUUGUUAUAACCACUGGAUCAGAGCAGGAGGUGGAGCGGGACCGUGUGUCCAUCAGGGACGAUCAGAGAAACCUCACGUUCACCGUGACCAUGGAGGAGCUCAGGCGAGACGAUGCAGACACUUACUGGUGUGGGAUUGAGAGAACUGGAACUGACCUGGCAUUCCAAGUUAAAGUGACCAUUGACCCAGCGCCAACUACAGCGUCGACCACCACCGCCAUGUCCACAGCACCAGUCACCCCAGAAGAGACCCGAGUCUCCCCAACUGUGACCAGCCACCACUCCGAGAGCAGGUCCCUGCUCAGCAGCGUCCACUUCCUGCUGCUGCUCUUCCUGGAGGUGCCCCUGCUCCUGACCAUGCUCAGUGCUGUCCUCUGGGUGAACAGACCUCAGAGAAGCUCCUGGGGGACGCAGAGUCAGCUGGGUCAUGAGAACCAGUAACCCCUAUGCUCAUCGAUGUCUUGUCCAGACAGAAAGACCCCCAAACAGAAGAAAAAGAAAUUUUUGUCAGGAAAUGACUGUGGUCAGCAGUGACUGUGUUUCCAGAGGCAGCGUGGAAAACAGUCCCAUAGGCCACAGGGACCUACAGCUGUGAUGCCCGGGCCUCUGGGACUCUCUCUGGUUUCUCUCUUCUCUGCAAAGUCCCCGCCUUCCUUCUUCCUGAGGCCUCCAAUGCAGUAGAAAAUAUGGCUAGAAACACUUAGAAAAUGCCUUUCCCCAGGGCCCCAAUGCUUUGGAGGACGAACAUCAUCUCAAGUCUGUAAGCCACCUGCAACGUUAACGGACUUUCUUUUGCAUUCCAUGGGGUUCAGGGCUCCAGCUAAUAAUGAGUUUCAAACUUCUAGACCCCAUGAAAAUGGAAAAACUGAACUAAACCCUGGUAAUAUGCCAACCACGAGUGAAGACCUGAGGACUAGGGUUCCUCGCCCUGAUGCAUUUGUGCCCCUUGUGGGGAAGGAAAUCCUGGCCCCAGCUCCUUCCCUCGCCUCCUGGACGCUGCACUCCUGAAGAUGAGAUGGCAUCACGUCCCCUAAAUGUCACCAUAACUCGUCCUGUUAGUAUCUCCAAAUUUUCUUCCCUCUUUUGAGAGUAUUCAGUUUGGCUGCCACUCUCAUUUUGGGGCACACAGGGAGAUAAGCCACACAUUUUGGGGACUGUGGAGUAAUCCGUGAAUCAGACGCUGAAGCUAUUACAGAUCUGGCAACUGUGAGCCAGGGGUGGCUGGGGGCUGGACAAGGCCAGGAUAUGUCUCCUUAGCCUUCUAAAGAGCCCUAGACUAAGAUCCUGGAUGUGGAUGCAAGCUUCUCCCGAGGGUUGACUGUGGAGGAAGAGAGGCGGACACCAGUAAGCUGCUCCAUAAAGAGAAAAGGAAAACUCUCUCCUUCCUCUCAAGUUCCCCCCCUGGACUUUUACUGCUGGGCAGCUUCAAGACCAAAAAAGGGGACCAUUAGAGCAGAGGGACAGCCGACCAGGGGCAGGAGAAGCAGCCUCAUCUGAUUCUAUCUGUAUCCUUGAACUUCUGUACCUUCAGAAUAUUCUAGGUGUGGAUCAUCAAGUGACAGUUUUUUUUCCUGGGACACUGUGGGUUUUUCAGUUGCAGAUUGCAAGAUCUCUUUAUUUCAGGAUAGUUUUUCAUUCAAUUAAAUUAUUUUUACUUUUGGCCUAUUUCUUCUCUUCUUAGAGAACGGCCAGCGUCCUUUCGUGGAAUCGGCUUUCUCUCUCUCCUGUACCCAACUCUGUGUCUCCAAGCAUUUUUCUAUCGUGUUCAUUUAGUCUUCACCUUACGAAUUCCCAAAAGUCAUCACAUUUCUGCACUCUCAGUUUUGUGCUUCUUUCCCUGGGAUCUUUCUCCCAGCACGCGAACUUAACCACUCAGCCAUGGGGCCAGCCCCUCAAUAGAAUUUUAUAGAAAUUUUUUAGCUCUCCCACAUUGUUUUUAAGUUCGUUCAUAACCUUUUUAAUAUUUUUCUUUGCAAUUGUAAAUCCUUUCCCCCAGUGAAUUGUCUAAGUGGUCUGUUGCUGAUACAUAAAAAUGCUAUCAAUUUUAAUGUAUUUUUCUGGAAAGGGCCAACUUACUGAAACUCUUUGGUUGGUUGGUUGGUUUGAAAUAGUUUGUAUUGACUCUCUUUGCUAAGUGAUUAGAGCAAAUACAUUAAUAAUGGCUCAUCUCUGUCUCUGAGGAUCUCCCUGCCCCACUCUGGUGUGGGGCCUCUGUGGCCCUGUUUGUCUUAUGUAACAUGCCAGCACCCUCCACAACAGCCACAGGACAAGGAGCUGGACUAUUCUGAGCUCUGUUGAUGUUCCUGGACUUAAUUUUAAGAAGAAUAGGAGCCAUUGAAAGGUGUGGUUGUUGUUGUUCUAAAGAUCAUUCUGCCUCGAGUAUGGGAAAUGGACUGGAUUUGGGCAAAACUGGAAGCAGAGAGAAUAUUAGGGCACAGAUGCAAUAAUACGGAGGAAAUCAUAAGGGUACCUGGACUUGGGUAUCUGCAAUGGGUGUUGAGAGGAGGGGAUACAUUUAAGAGAUAUCUGGAAAGCGCCAUCUUCAGGAGCUACUGAAUGAUUGACCGCGGGGCACGUGGGAGAAGAAGGGCUUGAAGGAUGACAUCCGAGCUUCC
Messenger RNA from Equus quagga, 2881 nucleotides. RefSeq names its product CD300 molecule like family member d (gene CD300LD). Gene Ontology annotation, cellular component: plasma membrane. Bases 72 to 707 code for a protein of 211 amino acids. Gene Ontology annotation, molecular function: transmembrane signaling receptor activity. Lineage: Eukaryota; Metazoa; Chordata; Mammalia; Perissodactyla; Equidae. The record is from RefSeq and is a predicted model, not a curated record. The transcript is spliced from 4 exons.